CAGCAAUCGGCGGCGGCGGCGCCUGCGGGGAGAAGGAGGGCGCGGGGCCGUGGGGGCCGUGGAGCUGCCCUGUCGAGCCGAGCGGAGGAGGAAACUGGGAUUAACGGGGCCGGAGGGCCUGGCUUCAGCACCCGGCGGAGCGCGGCGGCCAGCAGGGAGGGCCGAGGUCAGCGGCUCCGGGGCCAACCGCCAUGUCCUCCACCGUGAACAACGGGGCGGCCAGCAUGCCGUCCCCACCGGAUGCGGCGAACGGCUUCCCGCAGCCUGGCGCCUCCUCGGGGACCUGGCCGCGGGCUGAGGAGGAGCUGCGCGCCACGGAGCCGGGCCUGGUGAAGCGCGCGCAUCGCGAGAUCUUGGACCACGAGCGCAAGCGGCGCGUGGAGCUCAAGUGCAUGGAGCUGCAGGAGAUGAUGGAGGAGCAAGGAUACUCUGAGGAGGAGACCCGACAGAAGGUCAGAACUUUCCGGCAGAUGCUGAUGGAGAAGGAGGGAAUGCUCACCAGGGAGGACCGGCCUGGGGGCCACAUCGUGGCGGAGACCCCGCGGCUGCUCGAGGGCGCGGAGCCCGGCCUGGAGUACGCGCCCUUGGACGAGGACGACGGCCCGGUGGACUGCGACUGCCCGGCCGCCUGCUACCGCGGGCACCGGGGAUACAGGACCAAGCACUGGUCCAGCAGCUCCGCGUCUCCCCCUCCCAAGAAGAAAAAGAAAAAGAAAGGCGGCCACCGGAGAAGCCGCAAAAAGAGGAGACUGGACUCCGAGUGCAGCUGUGGGAGCUCCUCACCCCUGCGCAAGAAGAAGAAGAGUGUGAAGAAACACCGCAGAGACAGGUCUGAUUCUGGGUCCCGGAGGAAGAGACGACACAGAUCUCGAAGCCCCAAGAGCAAAAGAAAAGAGAAGAACAAAGAGAGGAAGAGGCCACACGCGGAGUCCCCAGGUCGGAGGCCCCGUCGCCACAGCAGCGGCAGCUCCCAGAGCCCCUCCCUCUCCUCCCACUACAGCGAUUCCAGAUCACCCAGCAGGCUGAGCCCCAAGCACCGAGAUGACGGGCGGAAGACGGGCAGCCAGCGGUCCAGCGGGAGCCAGUCGCCUUCCCAGUCGGGCGGCAGUGGAUGGGGGUCGCCCCAGCAGAACGGCGGUAACAGACAGCGGAGCGGAGCGCACGGGGGCCGUCCCGGCUCGGCGCACAGCCCGCCAGAUAAGCCCAGCUCGCCCUCGCCCAGGGCCCGCGACCAGGCGGAGGCCGGCGCAGCCACGCCGGCCCGCAGGGACAAGGACAGCGAAGGCCGCGCGAGGCACGCCGAGGCCGAGGCCGCCCGCGCCCGGCGCCGCUCCCGAAGCUACUCACCCAUCCGCAAGCGGCGCCGGGACUCGCCCAGUUUCAUGGAGCCGCGGCGCAUCACCAGUGCCCGAAAGCGUCCCAUCCCCUACUACCGGCCCAGCCCCUCGUCCUCCUCCAGCUGCCUGAGCAGCGACUACUCAAGCCGGAGCCCCAGCCGCAGCCCCAGUCCAGGCCACAGCCACGGAAGCUACAGCAGCCGCAGCCGCGGGACCCGCAGCCACACGCGCAGCCCCUCUCGGACCCCCAGUCCCAGCUACCACAGCCGGAGCAGCUCAGAGAGUGGGGGCUUCUGAGCCCGGACAGACCAGCUUGGUGCCUCCUGGCAUAGGGAGAGGCGAGGGGUCAGGCCCCGGGACCCGUGGGGGGGCCUGCACCCCACUGCUACCAAGGGGUCCCCGGGCCAGGGAAGACCUUGAGCGUGGGCACCCUGCAGACAAGGAGGAGCUGGGUUCUGCUGCUUCUAGAGGGUCCCCACCCCCACCUCCUGCCUGCCCACCGUGUCCAGGGAACAAAGAGCCGUUUCGAACACAGGGAUCGCCUUGUCCCCUUUCCUGCUUGAUGCCAGCUCACCAGGCUGGGGACAGCUCGGCGGACCCAGGGACACCUCGGAAGGUGCCAGAUCUGGCAGCCUCCCAUACCCACUCCACAGGGCUCUCGGCUCCUCUCUAUCAGUGCACAAACAAGGAGGUGGGACGGCAAGCAGGAUCUAAGUUAAACAGAAGGAACAAUGGCCUAACCCUUGGUGCAUCACCGUCCAGGCUGGGGAGCGGCUUCCCUCUGAGCUGGCUGCAGGACCCUGGCUGAUGGCUGGAGGCUGGCCCCACAGCUGCCCCCAACCCCUCCCCUGGCCUAGGAGGACCCAGACUAGAUGGGCCCCUAAGCCCCAGCCCGAGGAGCCAGGGAGGUCACUCUUGGCCCCACCUCUCCCUUCCAGGCCAGGCUCUCCCCUGCGGCCCUCACCCCAUGCCCUGGGCUGAGGCCACAGCAGCCAGGCCUGCAUGACAAGAGGUGGGACAUACAGACUACACUGCAUCUGACCCUGAGAUCAAAAGGGGUUCAGGUCUGAAGGGGGGAGAGAGAAGGCGUAGAUGGAAGAAGAGCCUGUGAGGAGUGGGAGAAGGCAAUGUAGUCUGAUGACUGAGCAAGCCCUGGUGUCCCAGUGUGCCCUGUGUCUGGGACAUGGACCAGAUGGCAGCACAGGGUUGUAGGUAUAGGAUAACAGGCACUUUGGGGCCUGCCCGAGGGAACACUUCCUUCCCGGGAUUUGGUGGGGAGGUGAUCAGUGGAGACUACCCAGAGAGGGGUGCUACAGCAAAGGGUAAGAUCUAGACUGAGGGCCUCAGCCUGGGACCUUGAGUGGCACCCCUGCCCCCAGCCCUCUUCUGCUGCUCCCAGCCCACUCCUCCUGGGGCCCUCAGGGAUCUCACGAAGUCUUCCUUGGCCCAACAGGGCAUCUGCCCUGGGCUCCCAUGAGGGGAGGGGGGUCUGGGGUCUGGUCCGGGUUCCCCCCUCUCUAUUUUCCCCUCCCUCUUUCUCCGCGGUGCGGAAAAAAUUGGACUCUAAUAAAACACUUGGUGCCCGGAUGGUA
Molecule: messenger RNA, 2929 nt
Organism: Suricata suricatta (meerkat)
Lineage: Eukaryota; Metazoa; Chordata; Mammalia; Carnivora; Herpestidae
Gene: SRRM3
Product: serine/arginine repetitive matrix 3
Exons: 14
Coding region: 192-1634 (480 amino acids)
Molecular function (GO): mRNA binding
Source: RefSeq, a predicted model, not a curated record